Branchiostoma floridae (Florida lancelet) is the source of this 3120-nucleotide messenger RNA. RefSeq names its product zinc finger protein 862-like. The record is from RefSeq and is a predicted model, not a curated record. The transcript has 7 exons. The coding region runs from base 339 to 2666 and encodes 775 amino acids. Gene Ontology annotation, molecular function: protein dimerization activity. NCBI's taxonomy places the organism in Eukaryota, Metazoa, Chordata, Leptocardii, Amphioxiformes, Branchiostomatidae.
UUCCAGGGUUCUCCCUUAAGGAUGAUAGAGUGGCGGCCCGCCAGGCUGUACUUAUCUCGCGCCAGGCUGUUAAAUUUCAAAAAUAGGGUCUUUAUAUCCAUUUUUCCGUGUUCCUCGAUCAAUUUUCCCCGUUUCCAAAGCCGCGCGCGAGCUUCCCGACCGCCGCCAUUUUUUUUCUAUCUCGCGCAGCAGCCGAAAUCUCGCGACAUUUUGAAGCUGCGAGACUCGAGUCUCAUUGGUUGGAAUUCUUAUUACGUUGAACCUACGUCAGGCCCCAUUUAAAAGGCAAUAUUUUCCCGGGAAUUUUCAUUCUGAAUACCUUGUUUACAAGGCGAGUCAUGACGAAACGAAAGCGUUAUUCGAAGCCGGCAAACCAGAAGACGAUCGCAUCGUUCUUUGCGGGUCCUUCGGCGACUUCUGCUGUAGAAGAUGGCCAGUUUUCGAAGCGCCAGAGGCUGGAGAGCCUCGGCAGCGCAGCGGUCGGGAACCAGACUGGGGAGGGGGGCGAAGCCGAGCCGCCGAUGACAGUCCGGGCAGAACCCAGCGCCUCUCCGCCGACACAGACGACCCAAGCAGCGGUGGAAACUGCCGGACCGACCGACUCCGUGACCGUCAACAUGGCCGAGUUCGAGCGGGAAAAGGCGGCCCGGAGAGCGAGAUUCGUGAGUACAAAGUGCAAGCACAAAUAUGGCUGGGAGAAGGCCUGGCUAAAGAAGUACAAGUGGCUGGUGCCGGUGACCAAUGAAGAUGGAGAGGUGGUGGGGAUGCUGUGCAGCACGUGCCGCCGACACAAUCAGCGUCAGCGCAGCGGAGAGUACUACUGGUCCAAAGAACCGGUGUCCAGCCUCCGGAGCGAUAUGGUCGGUGGCCACCCUACGUCGACCCAGCAUGAAGCUGCCGUGCAGAAAGACAAGGCCCGCCUGGCAGCCGCAGUAACUGGAGGCAUCGCACAGGCCUUCCAGCGUGUGGUUUCAGUCCAAGGCGAGGCCCUGACCAAGGCAAUGAAAGUCUUGUACUUCCUUGCCAAGGAGGAAAUCCCCCAUACGACAAAGUUCUCCUCCCUCCUGGACUUCUCGAAGGAUCACCUGGGGUGUGAUGUCCUCAGCCAUCUGAACCAGGGAGGAAAUGCCAACUAUCGGAGUGAAAGGAUCCUGCAGGAGCUUCUAAAGGUGAUGGCGGGGCAAAUUCAGGAACAGCAUGAAGCCCUCCUGCAGGAGUCUACGUUCUACGGGCUCCAGUGUGACGAGACUACAGACAUCACCACUACAAAAGAGCUGGUGCUGCUGACAAGACUGAUCACGAACACUGGCGAGGUAGCCAACCGCUUUGCGCGUAUGAUUCCGGUACCGGAUGGCAAGGCGGACACCAUCACAGCCGCCAUCCUCUCGUGGCUGCAGGAGAAGGGCCUGGACCUGAACAACCUCAAGGGCUUUGGCAGCGACGGGGCUUCUGUGAUGACAGGUAGGAGGAAUGGGGUGGCUACCCUACUGAAAGGACACAGCAGCCAGAUGGUGGCCAUACAUUGUACGGCGCACAGGCUUGCCCUGGCAGUCUCCCAGGCUGGUGACUCUGUUCCUUACUUCAAGCACAGUUUCAAGGCCAACCUGGGAAGCCUGUUCCGAUUCUACGACUAUUCAGCGUGUCGGACGGCCCGGUUUCGCCAGAUUCAGGAGAUGAUGAACCUGGAUCAGCUCACCCUGAAAGAGGCGAAGGACACCAGAUGGCUGAGCCACGACCUCGCCUGCAAGGCCCUGUACGAGAGUCUGCCAGCCGUCAUCAUCAGCCUGGACCACGAGGCGAAGCAGAACGGCAACGCAGUGGCGUCUGGACUUCUGAAGUGGCUGAAGAGCUACAAGACGCUGGCCACCCUCUACCUGCUCUGUGCCGUACUGCCACAGUUGACUUCACUCUCGUUGUGUUUCCAGCAAUCAAAGGUCAACUUGCUGGAGAUACACCGAGUUGUGGAGACAACGGUGGAAGUGGUGAGUGGGAUGAGGGAGGGCACGGCUAGUGGUAGGCUCUCAAAGCUGGAGCAGGAUCUGGCAGCAGGUGGUCGCUUGGCGCAGUUCUCUAUCUCCGUGUCACCUGAGCUGAAGCUCCAGUGGCAGCGGGAGGUGAGGGAACCCUUCAUCGACCACCUGCUGGAGAACCUGCAGGAUCGUUUUGCCUCCACCCAGCUGCUGUCCAGCUUUGCCAUACUGGACCCAUCCCUGGUGCCUGAUGACCCCAUGAAUGAGGAGUAUGGCUGUGCCGAGGUUCAGUGUCUCGCGACACAAUAUGGUGGUGAGGUCAAUGGGAUUGUUGACCCUGUUGCUCUUGAUGAUGAGUGGUUAAGCCUGCGAACGUACAUGAGGCGGGGCAAGGGCCACUUGUCACAGGAGCAGCUGGUCAGAUCCCUUCUGACUGAUGCCACCCUGGCACUGUUGUAUCCCAACAUGAGGUUGCUGGCAUCAGUGUUGAUGGUCAUUCCAGUCAGCACUGCUGACAGUGAGAGGUCCUUCAGCACACUGAAGAGGAUAAAGACAAGGCUGCGGAGCCGUCUCAGCAACGCCGUGCUGAAUGACCUCCUGACCAUCAGCAUUGACGGGCCGCACGUCAAUGACUUUGACUUUGCUAGGGCGGUGACCAAGUGGGCUGGGCUGAAAAACCGCAGGAUCAUUGUGUAGCCCCAUUAAUGUUAUGAUGGCCAUAUUCAUUGCUGUAACUUAGUGCAAGACCAAUCAAAGACUGUGUUAAGGAUUGGUACAUCCCUGCAAUUGUAUUGUAAGAACUUGAAGUUUAUAUUUUUCACUUAUAUGAAAUGCAUCAUGCCAUGUGAACUUAGUAGAUAGUACUCAAGAAGUUAUCAUUUGUAGACAGUACAGUAGACAGUACUGACUAGUGAACACUUUUGCAUUUUUCUUUUUGUAUCCCUUUUAUUUUUUAGCCAGAAGACUAUUCUUAACCAUGAUUAGAUGGUCAGUAAGUAGAUAACUUAUGAUUGUUAUGAUGUCCAUAUUCAUUGCAAUCAAUGCUGUAACUUAGUGUAAGACCAAUCAAAGACUGUGUUAAGGAUUGGUACAUCCCUGCAAUUGUAUUGUGAGAACUUGAAGUUAUAUUUUUCACUUAUGUGAAAUACAU